Oryctolagus cuniculus (rabbit) is the source of this 8324-nucleotide messenger RNA. It is a transcript of the gene ADGRF5, whose product is annotated as adhesion G protein-coupled receptor F5. Gene Ontology annotation, cellular component: membrane; cytoplasmic vesicle. Gene Ontology annotation, biological process: regulation of lipid metabolic process; cell surface receptor signaling pathway; adenylate cyclase-activating G protein-coupled receptor signaling pathway. Gene Ontology annotation, molecular function: G protein-coupled receptor activity. The record is from RefSeq and is a predicted model, not a curated record. Lineage: Eukaryota; Metazoa; Chordata; Mammalia; Lagomorpha; Leporidae.
GAAGGACUUCCCAUGGGCGUCAGGGAAAUCACACGGCAUCCGGGGAAGAGGACCAGGAAAUCGCUUCUUGUUUUCCAAACAGCAGUCAGACUCUCAGGGAUGGCUCUGUGAGGCUCGGAGGAUCACAGCCUGGGGAGACCCUAGUGAGGCUAAACUUGGGUCCGGAGCUGCCUGAAAGUUCGAAAUGGGUCCUGCCUGGUUCUCCCUCCACUACGCGUGAGGCCCCACCAGGAAGCUGCAGGGCAAAUGGCCCUGUACUGGAAGGCAGGACGCUGUUAGGUGUCUGAGCAGAAGAGGAGCCAGCGGGGAUCAGUGCUGCUGGACAGGCAAAGCAACUCAAACUUGAAGAAUGAAAUCCCCAAGGAGAACCACUUUGUGCUUUAUUUUUAUUGUGAUUUAUUCUUCCAAAGCUAUGCUGAACUUGAAUUUAGACUCUACGGUUCAUCCUUUGAGUCUCCAUGAACAUGAGCUAGCCAGUGAGGAGCCACUAAGGCAAAAGCGAGCAGUUGUUGCUAGCAGUCCUGCAGCUGAAGAAUACACUGUGGAUAUUGAGCUCAGUUUUGAAAAUGCAUCCUUCCUGGAGCCUGUCAAAGCCUACCUGAGCAGCCUUAGUUUUCCAAUUCCAGGAAACAGCAGUGCCCAAGCUGCUGACAUUUUGAGCAUAGAGGUGACAACAGUCUGUAGACCUGCUGGAAAUGAAGUUUGGUGCUCCUGUGAGAGAGGCUAUGGUUGGCCACAGGAACAGUGCCUCCAUAAUCUCACUUGUCAAAGGCAUGAGAGCUCCUACCCAGGACACCAUUGCAGUUGCCUUAAAGAACUGCCUCCUAAUGGACCUUUUUGCCAGCUCCAGGGAGCGGCUGUUACCCUGAGAAUGUCAGUCAGACUAAAUGUGGGCUUUCAAGAAGAUCUCAGGAACACAUCCUCUGCCUUGUACAGAUCCUACAAGACUGACUUGGAAACAGCCUUCUUGAAGGGUUACGGAAUUUUACCAGGCUUCAAAUUGGUGACUGUGACAGGGUUCAGGCCAGGAAGUGUGAUUGUAACUUAUGAAGUCACAACAACAACAGUUUCACCUGAAUUAAUACAUAAAGCCAACGAGCAAGUCAUGCAGAACCUCAAUCAGACCUACAAAAUGGACUACAAUUCCUUCCAAGCAGUCACCAGUAAUGAAACGAAGUUCUCUGUCACACCAGAAAUCAUCUUUGAAGGGGAUACAGUAAUUCUGAUAUGUGAAACUGAUGUUUUGUCCUCCAACGUGUCUUGGCACCAUGUAGAAAGGCGCUUCGACAUCCAGAACAGCAGUAGAUUCUCAGUUUACAACACCGUGCUCAACAACAUGACCUCAGUAUCUCGCCUCACCAUUUACAACAUCUCGGGGGAUGAUGCCGGUGAAUAUAUUUGCAAACUGGUAUUGGAUAUUUUUGAAUAUGAGGCCAGAAAAAAAAUAGACGUUGCACCUAUUCGAAUUUUGGCAUGUGAAGAGAUGAAGGUGAUGUGUGACAAUAAUCCUGCAUCUUUGAACUGCUGCAGUGAAAAUAAAGCUAAUUGGAGCAAAGUGGAAUGGAAGCAUGAAGGGCAAAUAAGCAUUCCAGGAGAUUCUCAAACAGACCUAGAAUCUAGCUGCAGCAGGUACACCCUCAAGGCUGAUGGGACCCAGUGCCCGAGUGGGUCCUCUGGAACAACGGUCAUUUACACGUGUGAGUUCAUCAGUGCCUAUGGAGCCAGAGGCAGUAAGAACAUAGAAGUGACAUUCAUCUCUGUGGGAGAUAAUUCCAGCCACAAAGGGGAAGUGCACGAGUUCCUCAGGCAUGUGAUGGAAGUGAGUACAGUUCAGAGCACCACCGGGAACAGCCUAGAAACAAGUAAAGCCCAGGAGCAGCAAGCCAACAUAACAAUAACCCCGGACCCAAUUUCUGUUUCUGAGGGACAAAGCUUUUCUAUAAAAUGCAUCAGUGAUGUGAGUAACUAUGAUGAGGUAUACUGGAACACUUCUGCUGGAAUUAAAAUAUAUCAAAAGUUUUAUGUCACGAGGAGGCAUCCCAAUGGAGCAGAGUCAAUACUGACAGUCAAGACCUCCACCAGGGAGUGGAAUGGAACCUACCACUGCAUAUUUAGAUAUAAGAAUUCAUACAGUAUUGCAACCAAAGAGGUCAUUGUUCACCCACUGCCUCUAGAGCCACAUAUCAUGGUUGAUCCCCUGGUAGCUAGCAUCUCGUGCGAUGGUUCCCAUCACUUCAGUUGCUGUAUCGAGGAGGAUGAAGACUACACAGUCACUUUCCAGACAGGUUCCUUGUCCUUUCCUACAGCAAAAGAAGUCAAUGGAAAGCAAGUGUGCUACAAACACAAUUUCAUGGCAAACUCAGUUUCUCGGUGUCCAGAAAAUGUUGAUAUGUUUUGUCACUUCAUUAAUGCUGCUAAUAAUUCAGUCCGGAGCAAAUCUAUCAAGCUGAAUCUGGUUCCUGGAAAGAGCAUCACAUGCCAAGAUCCCAUCCUAGGUGUUGGGGAACCUGGGAAAGUUAUCCAGAAACUAUGCCAGUUUGCAAAUAUUUCCAGCAGCCCUGGAAAUCCCGUUGGUGGGAUCAUCAUUUACAAAUGUGUGGGUUCCCAGUGGAAGAUGGACAGGAAUGACUGCAUCUCUGCUCCAAUAAAUAGUCUGCUCCAGCUGACCAAGGCUUUGGUCAAAAGCCCUUCCCAGGAUGAGAAGCUGCCUACAUACCUGAAGGAUCUUUCAACUAGCACAGUCAAGGUGAAACACGAAAUCAGCUUAUUUCCUGGAAGCCUGGGAGCCAUUGUUAGCAUUCUUGAUUUGCUCUCAACAGUCCCAACCCAAGUGAAUUCAGAAAUGAUGAUGCAUGUGCUUGCCACCGUUAAUGUCAUCCUCAGCAAGAAGAUCUUGAGCACCUGGGAGGUUUUACAACAUCAACAGACCAAGCAAAGUUCACAAUUACUGCAUUCAGUGGAAAGAUUUUCCCAGGCACUACGGUCAGGGGAUAACACUCCUUUGUCCCUCUCCCACCCAAAUGUGCAGAUGAGGAGCAUGGUGAUAAAAUCUGGCCACCCCAAGCCCUACCAGCAGAGAUUUAUUUUCCCAGACUCUGACCUCUGGGGCAAUGUGGUCAUUGACAAGUGCCAGCUGGAAAACUUGCAGCCUGAUUCAUCUAUUGUCACGGUGGCUUUCCCGACUCUCAAGGCCAUCCUUGCUCAGGAUGGUCAGAAAAAAGAUGUUGCCAAUAGCUUGGUGAUGACAACCACCAUCAGUCACAACAUAGCCACGCCAUUCAGGAUUUCAAUGAUUUUUAAGAACAACAAUCCUGCGGGUGGGAAACCACAAUGUGUCUUCUGGAAUUUCAGCCUUUCCAACAACACAGGAGGGUGGGACAGCAGUGGGUGCUAUGUCAAAGAAGUCAACAGGGACAGUGUUUUCUGCACCUGUGAUCAUCUGACAUCAUUCUCCAUCCUCAUGUCCCCUGACUCCCCAGACCCUGGUUCUCUCCUGAAAAUUCUGCUGGAUAUCAUUUCUUACAUUGGAUUGGGAUUUUCCAUCUUGAGCCUAGCGGCCUGUCUAGUGGUGGAGGCAGUGGUAUGGAAAUCAGUCACCAAGAACCGGACUUCCUACAUGCGCCACAUCUGCAUUGUAAACAUCGCUGCCUCCCUUCUGGUUGCUGACACCUGGUUCAUUGUGGCCACUGCCAUCCAUGACUAUUACUACCCACUCAACAAGACAGCCUGUGUGGCUGCAACCUUCUUCAUCCACUUCUUCUACCUCAGUGUCUUCUUCUGGAUGCUGGUGCUGGGCCUCAUGCUCUUCUAUCGCCUAGUUUUCAUUCUCCAUGAUGCAAGCAAGUCCAUUCAGAAAGCCAUUGCCUUCUCUCUUGGCUAUGGCUGCCCCCUUGUCAUCUCAGUCAUCACGGUGGGAGCCACCCAACCACAGGAAGUCUACAUGAGGAAGAAUGCCUGUUGGCUCAACUGGGAUGACACCAAGGCCCUGCUUGCCUUUGUCAUCCCAGCACUGAUCAUUGUGGUGAUUAAUGUGACCAUCACAGUUGUGGUCAUCACCAAGAUCCUAAGGCCUUCCAUUGGAGACAAACCUUGCAAGCAAGAAAGGAGCAGCCUGUUUCAGAUCAGCAAGAGCAUCGGGGUCCUCACACCACUCUUGGGGCUCACGUGGGGUUUUGGUCUUGCCACUGUGUUCCAAGGGAGCAAUGCUGUGUUCCAUAUCAUAUUUACACUCCUCAAUGCCUUCCAGGGAUUAUUCAUUUUACUCUUUGGAUGCCUCUGGGAUCAGAAGGUCCAGGAAGCUUUGCUGAAUAAGUUUUCAUUGUCAAGAUGGUCUUCUCAGCAUUCAAAGUCAACAUCCCUAGGUUCAUCCACACCCGUGUUUUCUAUGAGCUCUCCGAUAUCAAGAAGAUUUAACAAUUUGUUUGGUAAAACAGCAGCCCCAAAGGUCCCCCCAGGCAAUGAUGGAAACCUUGUUAGCAGUGGCAGUUCACCAGUGUGAUGGAACAUAUAAUGUUUCCACCCCAGAAACAACCAGCUCAUCCCUGGAAAAUUCAUCCAGUGCAUAUUCGCUGCUCAACUAAGAACAGGAAAAUCCAAUCUGUGUGACCUCUUGAGAACAUGGAUAUGCUCUGAAAAACAGACUCUUCCGGAGCCAUGGGUAAAUUGUUCUCACGCAGGCUUCUGGGAGCAGACACUGAAAAGACUUUCUCAUUGGAGAAGAGGCUUUGUUUUGUAAAGAUAGACUAAAAAGUCAUUGUUAUCCUUAUUUCUACUCCCUCCUCCAGCCCCUUGUAUAGCCAAAUGUGUAUAGUAUUUAAGAAAACUCAAGUCCCCCAGAUCCAACAUCCCUGUCUAUAUGGUAAAAUAGCAUUUUGAAGAGACAUUUUCACUUUUCACACAUGGGGCACAAAGAUAAACUCUUAUUAAAAUAAUAAGUAAAGGACUAGUACCUAAGAAAUACUUUGAUGAAUUAUAGGAAGGGUGAGAGGGACAGAGGAAGAGGAGAGAAGGAAGAGGAAGAAAAAGAGAAAGAAAGAAAAUGAAUGAAGAAAAACAUUAAAGACAACAGAUUAAAAUUUCCAUGUUAAUAAUCUAAUAUAAACUCUCAGAUACCAAAACAUUAAGAAUUUCUAAGUUGACCAAAAAUGGAAACUGAGAAUAAGCCAUUGAGAAUGGGUUUGAUAUCUUCCUGAUAUUUUGUUGGCUAAGAAGGGGGAGAAAGGUAAGAAAUGCCAUCAUCAGGAUGCUUUCAAGUGGAUAAUAAUAUUUGCAAGAAUUGUAAAUAGGAGACUUGAUCCUCCUGACGCUGUACAGGUGCAUAUGUUCUUGUGCAUGUCCAUGUUCGAGCUAAGUUGGAUGAACGAGCAGAGGAAGUUGAUAACCAUUCCUGAUUAGAACUAUGCAGGUUGAACUGUGAUUAGUUGUUUUAGUUUAUUAGAAAACCCUUAUGUUUUAGUUUGUUCCACAUUUUGAAAGCAAAAAGAUAUAUAUUUUUAUACCCAUUAAUCACCAACUCUGAUAUAUUGCACUGAAAACAGAUUCCAACUGUCUCAUAUGUAACAGCUUUAACCAGGUACUUCUCUGUGCAUUAUAGAAUAGAUUUUAAUCAUCUCAGAGCACUGUGUAUUGUUGUUGUUGCUAUUACUUGUUAUUGUUGCUGUGACUAUAGCAGUCCAUGGUGCGUGUAUAGCUUGCUGUACAUUAUCUCUUUCAGUCUUUAGGUUCCGAGACGAAUAUCCAUUAUGAGUGCUAUAGGGUCUAAUUUGUGUUUCGGCCACUUGGAAAGUUUCCAGAAAGAAAUUUACAGCUGAUUAUUCUGUACUCCUAAUGACACUUUACCAUGAAGAACAAAUGGUAGAGGUUUUCCCAAAAAUUUGAUUGUUUGUGAAUUACGUGUGUGGGUGUUUUGUUUUGUGUAUGUGCACUUCAUAAAAAAUACAGAUAUUUAUUAAAACAGCAUCCAUAGUGGAGUUAACCACUGAGUAGAGUGCUGUAGAUACAGCAACCAUGCAGCCCAAUCAAAGUCUGAUCCCAGAGGGAGAAUGAGACAGAGGUAAACUGUGGGACCAUUCGGUAUAUGUGAGCUUUGUGCUCCACCUGAGGCCUGAGAACAUAAACGGUCCACCACUAGGAAGAUGGGGACAAAGGGGCCAAGAGUCAAUGCUUUUCUAUUGAGGUCUGAAAGAGUUUCUUUUAUAAUAUUUUAACCUCUUAAAAUCGCUUCCUUCCAUUGUAAAAUUUGGUUCUCCUUCUGCCUCACUCUUCUUCAUGGAGAGUGAGAGGCAUGGAGCAGAGGAGGCACAAAUAGAACUCCUAACAGUGCUUUGUGUCAAACUCUUUAUUUCUGUUUUUGCAAAUGACAUAUGUGUUUGCUUGAGAAUUGCCACAGCCCUCUCUCAACUGACCAAGUCAUUAUUUAAAGUCACUAAAGGAAAUGAUUGGUAGGAUAUACAUGUGGAUGAGGUUCUCCAGAGAGGUUCCAACUUUGGGCAGAGCUCAGAUAGACACACAUGUUAAGUUAGGGCAUCAGUUGAAUUAGAAUUAAAUACUCAAGGAAGAAUGGCUCUGACUUGUUUCUGGAAUUAUUAUAUCAAGGAGAAUCGAGGAAGGGCAGUAGCACAAGGUAAACUGGGCAAUUUUGACAUGAUCAAUCAAGGAAAGUACCAUAUCCAGGAGAAGGCUGUGGUUGUCAUGUUCAAAAACUCAAAGGUAGCAGGUGCUGUGGUGCAGUGAGUAAAGCCGCUGCCUGCAGUGCCAGCAUCCCACAUGCCCACCGGUUCAAGUUCCUGCUGCUCCACUUCCCAUGCAGCUCUCUGCUAUGGCAUGGGAAAGCAGCAGAAGAUGGCCUAAGUGCUUAGGUCCCUGCACCCAAUUGGGAGACCUGGAAGAAGCUCCAGGCUCCUGACAAGUGAACCAGUGGAUGGAAGACCUCUCUCUCUCUCUCUCUCUGUGUGUGUGUGUGUGUGUGUGUCUACCUCCCCCCACCUCUGUAACUCCUUUGAAAUAAAUAAAUAAAUCUCUUUAAAAAAACUGCAAAGGGACAAAAAACACUGACCUUCCACCCACUUCAGCAGAGAUCACUAGGGAAUCAUUGUGUUUGGCCUUGUAAAGGGAACCUUGAUAAUGACAGGAACUGUCAGUUGCGUUCCACAGAAUGUCAGGCUGGCCCCGUGCCUGUAGUCAUUAACCAAGGCACGUUCUCUUACCUCCAACACGCACACACAUACACUCAGGAGAGCUUGUCCUUCCACACAGCCCUUGAUGCAAAUUCCAGAAAAGCAAUGAAAACAUAAAAUUAGGGAAACAUGGGUUAAUUGUCUGCCCAAUCACAGUUGUAGAAGAAAGUAGUUCAGGGGUCUACAAAGGACAGGAAAUCAAGAGGCUCGUGUGGCCCUGAGAUCACCAUUUCUUAACCAGUGGUGACUCCAGGGAUGUUGGUAGCCAGUCUCUGAGGGAGGGAGACACAGCGGCUCAGACAUUGCUGCAGGUUGGGCCUUGUGGUCCACUUGACUGGAAAGCUCCCAGGGUUCCCCAUGCUCGUGACCUCGCUCAAUAUCAUGAAUCACAACUUUCUCUCAUUAAGGGACCUUUCAGGGAUGGCAAGAUUGGGGCACUCACAAAUGAGCGAUUAAUAGAAACAUCAGGAAUAGUCUCUGAGACUCCUGUAAGCCCCCGAUAACACAUCGUCCCCAUGGAUAAGUCAUUUCUUCCCAUUUCUCAUCGUUUAGAUUGGUAAAGAGGUGAAUAAGUGUUCACGGAUUAUUCAGAACAUAGCUGGAGAAGACCAGUCUUCUGUGGUUUGUGUAGAGAACGUCAGAGAGAACUGUGUUGGAAGACUUCAGGGAAAUAAGUGACAGGGAAACAAGACAGACACAGCUGCCGGGGAGUGCAGAAGGGUGGUGUGUGGAGUUACUCUGAGGUGAGAGGGGCAGAAAGGCACCAUCAUGGGAGAAUACAAAGGAAACAUUGCAGUCCUAGAAAUGCCCCUCAAGUGGAAUGAAUUUUAUCCAUGUCAUGUGACUGUGAAGCCCAAGGGGUCCUCUGUGUGCCAAGGAGAAAGCCAGCCAUCCAGACCAGCGAAAGUCUGGUUCUUCUAACGUCUACAGUGAAAGAGGAUCUUGCCAUGGAGAUAUCUAUCUUUUGCAGUUUUUAAAAGGUAAUGGAAAUAGCGGCUCAUCCUUUCCAAGAAGAUGCCAGCUUUGAAACUGGAUGCUUUGGGUUUUGACAAUUAUGACUCAGGAUCUUAAAUCAUGCCUUAACAGUCUGCCAGCACACCCUUGUCUUCCUUUUCCAUGCUUGUAAUAAUAAAGUAUCUCAUGAGAUUU